AUGAGGUUGAUGACCCAUUUCUACUUGUCUCUUUGGCACUUGGUCCUAUCGUACUUUGUCCCAACGUCUAACUACGGUGAUCUGAGAUGCCAACCGAGCACCUCUAGUCUGCCUAGAUCUUCAGGGGAAGGAGAUAUAUUAAUAGGAGCAGUUCUCCCGUUCUAUGUUGAUAUGCUACUUCAGAAAAUAACAUUUACUGAGAAACCUCCAGAAGAAUUCUGUACCACGUUCCUGGUUGAAACCUACAAGGAGUUUCAAGCCAUAAAGUUUGCAAUAGAGGAGGUUAAUAGCAGAGUUGAUCUCCUACCCAACAUCGCGCUGGGUUUCCAGGUUUAUAACACAUGCGCUGUGAUGAAGAAUGAGAUGCUGGGAACACUGUUGAUGUUGACAGGUCAGACUCAGGCAAUGCCAAACUACUGCUGCAAAGAAAGUCCACUUCCGGUUGCUGUCAUUGGUCAUUCAUUAUCCACCACAUCUAUUCUCAUGGCUCAUAUCCUAGGUCUCUACCGAUACCCUCAGCCUUCUUCAGGUCUUGCCACAGCUUUUCAGCUGAUUAAGGUCAGGACUUUGUCUUGGCCAUUUCAAAACACAAACCGUCUUCCUUCUCAGGAAUUUUUAAUUGGAGUUACUUGUCUGCUUUGGAUAAGUCAUUACUCAACCAGCUCAGUCCUAAGUGACAGGACACAGUUCCCUUCCUUCUUCAGGACCGUUCCCAGUGAUAACUUCCAGUCAAAUGGGCUAGCCAAGCUGCUGAUACAUUUUGGUUGGACCUGGGUGGGAUUAAUUGCAGCUGGAAAUGAUUAUGGAUUACAAGGCAUGCAGGUUAUUAAACAAGAAAUUAUCAAAGCUGGAUACUGUGUGGCUUUUACAGAAUUAAUCUUGUUUAACCGUGUGGAUAAAAAUAUUGCACAUCUAACUAAGGUCAUCAGAGAGUCAACAGCCAAAGUUGUGGUCAUCUUCUCUAGUGACAUAUCCUUUGCUCUACUUCUGAACAAUCUUUUGAGUUACAAUGUUACAGGCAGGACUUUUGUAGCAAGUGAAACAUGGUCAACCUCAAAUAUAUUGUUAGCAGAAAAAUAUAAAGCAAUACUUGCUGGAUCUAUUGGUUUUGCAUUUCACAGCUCAGCAAUACCAGGAUUCAAAGAAUAUCUAAGCAUCAAUAGUGUUAGAAAGGCUGACACUUUGGAGAACAAGUUACAUCAAGUAUUCUGGCAAAAAAUGUUUGAAUGUAAAUUUCUUGAGCAGAAUGCCAUCAAUGGUUCAUUGAAUAAUUUUCCAAAAAUAUGUACAGGAAAAGAGGAAUUAAACAGUAUUAACAAUGUAUACACAGACAUGUCAAAUUUAAGAAGUUCAUACAAUGCAUACACUUCUGUUCAUGUCAUAGCCAAAUCUUUACAUGAUCUCUACACGUGUCAUGAAGGAAGAGGGCCGUUCUACAAUAAAAGCUGUGCUAAUAUUAAACACUUUAAAGCAUGGCAGCUGGGUCACUAUCUGCAGAAUGUGCGUGUGAAUCUAAGCAAUGGAAGACACGUUUCAUUUGAUAGAAACGGGGAUCUCCCUGCAGUGUACGAUAUUGUGAACUGGCAGUUGGGUGCAGGUGGUGUUAUGAAGCAGAUCAAGGUUGGAAGCUAUGACAGUACAGCCCCAGAUGGGAACAUCUUUAUGGUCAACACCAGUGCCAUCAUGUGGAAUUCAGGAAUGGAUCAGGUCCCUGUCUCAGUCUGUCGUUACAGUUGUCCACCAGGUUUCAGGAAAACAAUUAGUCAGGAUAAACCACCCUGUUGCUUUCAGUGUGUACCAUGUGCACAAGGAGAAGUCACAAAUCAAACUGAUUUAGAUGAAUGCUUCAAGUGUCCAAUGGAUAUGUGGCCAAAUCUAAAAAAAGAAAUAUGUCUUCCAAAGGUUCUAGAAUUCCUCUCUUAUAAAGAGCCAUUGGGUGCAACCUUGAGUGCUAUGAGUGUCACUUCUUCUGCGAUCCCAAUUUCCAUUCUGGGACUUUUCUUACAAUUCAAGAACACUCCAAUUGUAAAAGCAAGCAAUUACUCUCUAAGUUGCCUUCUCCUGUUAUCUAUAUCUCUUUGCUUCCUCUGCUCUUUGAAUUUUAUUGGCUAUCCUAAUACUGAGAGGUGUCUUGCAAGACAGGUUACAUUUGGCAUGGUUUUUACUAUUUGCAUCUCCUGCAUUUUGGCCAAAACCAUUAUGGUAGUUUUUGCGUUUAUGGCCACCAAACCAGACAGCAGCCUCCGAAGAUGGACAGACAUUCGAGUGUCCUACAUGAUUGUUUUCCUUUGCUCCCUUAUACAAUUUAUUUUAUGUCUAUAUUGGAUUAUUGUUAUCCCUCCAUUCCCAGAAAAAAAUACCCAAAUAAAGCCAGACAUGAUCAUUUAUGAAUGUAACGAAGGUUCACCAAUUGCCUUCUGGUGCAUGUUGGGGUAUCUUGGACUUCUUUCCACCAUCAGUUUUAUUGUAGCUUUUUUUGCAAGGAGACUUCCAGAUAGCUUCAAUGAAGCCAAGUUUAUCACCUUCAGCAUGCUGGCCUUCCUCAGUGUUUGGGUGUCCUAUAUCCCAGCAUCUCUUAGCUCCAGUGGUCAAUAUGUGAUGGCCAUGGAGGUUUUUGCUAUCUUUUCUUCCAGUUGGGCCCUAGUGAUUUGCAUGUUUAUACCAAAAUGUGUCAUCAUACUAUUCAAACCCACCAUAAAUUCCAGAGAAAAACUCAUGGUAAAAGACAGAGACUCAAUGACUAAAACAUGUACAGAAAACUUUCACUAA
Messenger RNA from Pelobates fuscus (common spadefoot toad), 2769 nucleotides. RefSeq names its product extracellular calcium-sensing receptor-like. Gene Ontology annotation, molecular function: G protein-coupled receptor activity. Gene Ontology annotation, cellular component: plasma membrane. Gene Ontology annotation, biological process: G protein-coupled receptor signaling pathway. The record is from RefSeq and is a predicted model, not a curated record. Bases 1 to 2769 code for a protein of 922 amino acids. The transcript is spliced from 8 exons. Lineage: Eukaryota; Metazoa; Chordata; Amphibia; Anura; Pelobatidae.